Messenger RNA from Oryctolagus cuniculus (rabbit), 4306 nucleotides. It is a transcript of the gene CDH17, whose product is annotated as cadherin 17. The record is from RefSeq and is a predicted model, not a curated record. Gene Ontology annotation, molecular function: calcium ion binding; cadherin binding; beta-catenin binding. NCBI's taxonomy places the organism in Eukaryota, Metazoa, Chordata, Mammalia, Lagomorpha, Leporidae. Gene Ontology annotation, cellular component: plasma membrane; adherens junction; catenin complex. Gene Ontology annotation, biological process: cell-cell junction assembly; homophilic cell-cell adhesion; cell-cell adhesion mediated by cadherin.
UUUCCUGGAGUGAAUAUAAUGAUACCUUUUAUGAUGCCCUGUGGUUCAUAAAGAUCAAUAAAAAUGUUAAUGGUUAAUGUUUGACCGAAGGUGAAGGGAGAGGCCGGGAGACAGAGCAGAGUUGAAGGAGUGACCUCCUGGGAGAGACUCAAGUCACGGUGAGAGUCUCAACAAACGAAUGGAAGGCAUUUUUUAACCAUCAUUUUGUUACUUACAGAAAGGCAUUUGAAUGAAGAGUAUCAUGAUGACUCAAGCCCAUCUUCAUUCCCUGUGUCUUCUUAUACUUUAUUUGGCAGCUGGAUAUGGCCAAGACGGGAAGUUUAGUGGACCCCUGAAACCCAUGACAUUUUCCAUGUAUGAAGGCCAAGAACCAAGUCAAAUCCUAUUCCAGUUUAAGGCCAAUCCUCCUGCUGUGACUUUUGAACUAACUGGGGAGACAGAUGGCGUGUUUCAGAUACAACCAGAUGGACUUCUGUAUUGUGUCCAGGCCCUGGACAGGGAAGCGAGGGCUGUCCACAAUCUCCAGGUUGCAGCCCUGGACAGUCACGGAACCAUUGUGGAGGGCCCAGUCCCCAUCACCAUAGAGGUGAAGGACAUCAACGACAAUCGGCCCAUGUUUCUCCAGUCAAAGUACGAAGGCUCAGUGAGGGAGAACUCUCGCCCAGGAAAGCCCUUCAUGUAUGUCAAUGCUACAGACCUGGAUGAUCCUGCUACUCUCAAUGGUCAGCUUUUCUAUCAGAUUGCCAUCCAGCUUCCCAAAGUCAAUGAUGUCAUGUACUUUCAGAUCAACAACAAAACGGGGGCGAUAUCACUUACCCUGCAAGGAGCUAAGGAACUGGAUCCUGCUAAGAAUCCUUCCUACAGUCUGGUGGUCUCAGUGAAGGACAUGGGAGGCCAGAGUGACAAUUCCUUCAGUGACACCACAUCUGUGGACAUUCUGGUGAAGGAGAAUAUCUGGAAAGCACCACCACCCGUGACGAUUGUAGAAAACUCCACGGAGCCUCACUUCUUCAAAAUCACUCAGGUGCAGUGGAAUGAGCCAGGUGCACAGUAUUCCCUAGUGGAGAAAGAGAAGCUGCCGAGGUUCCCGUUUUCCAUCGACCAGGAAGGAAACAUUUACGUGACGCAGCCCUUGGACCGAGAAGAAAAGGACUCGUAUGUUUUUUAUGCAGUUGCAAAGGAUGAGGUUGGAAAACCACUUGCAUACCCACUGGAAAUUUAUGUGACUGUUGAAGACAUCAAUGAUAAUCCACCUAUGUGUCCAUCUGCACUGACUGUAUUUGAGGUCCAGGAGAAUGAAAGAUUGGGCAGCAAUAUUGGGACACUGACUGCCCAAGACAGGGAUAAGGAAAACACCCCCAGCAGCUUGUUAAUGUACCGGAUUGUGGAGCAAGUCCCCAAAAUUCCUGCAGAUGAACUCUUCCUGGUUGAAAAAUUUGAGGGGAAGUUCCAGUUGGGUAAACAGUCCUUGAAGAAGCAAGAUACCCCUCAGUACAAUUUAACAGUAGAAGUAUCCGACCAAGAUUUCAAGACCCUCUGUCUUGUGCAAAUCAACGUUAUUGAUAUCAAUGAUCAGAUCCCCAUCUUUGAAAAGUCAGAUUAUGGAAACCUGACUCUUGCUGAAGACACAGGUGUGGGGUCCGUCAUCUUAACCAUCCGAGCCACCGAUGCUGAUGAGCCGUUUACUGGGAGUUCUAAAAUCCUCUAUCGGAUUAUAGAGGGAGACAGUGAGGGACGACUGGAGGUUGACACGGAUCCCCAAACCAGUGUGGGCUAUGUCAAGAUCAAAAAGCCUCUUGAUUUUGAAACGGCACCCGUUUCCAACAUUGUGGUCCAAGCAGAAAAUCCGGAACCUCUGGUGUCUGGUGUUUCAUACAACGCGAGCUCCCAAGCCAGAUUCCAGCUCACUGUGACAGAUGUGAAUGAAGCACCCCAGUUUUCCCAGUAUGCUUUCCAAGCCACAGUCAGUGAGGAUGCACCUGUUGGCACCAAAGUGGGCAAUGUGACUGCCAAGGAUCCAGAAGGCCUGGACGUAAGUUAUUCACUGAGAAACGACAAGAGAGGGUGGCUUAGAAUCGACUCCGCCACCGGGGAUAUCUUUACGGUGGCUCCGCUGGACAGAGAAGCUGAGAGUGUGUAUCAGGUACAAGUAGUGGCCACGGAAAAAGGCAGGUCCUCCUUGAGCUCCACCACGGAUUUCCUACUGAUCCUUCAGGAUGUGAAUGACAACCCCCCGCGGCUCGCCAAGGAAUACACAGGCUUGUUCUUCUGCCAUCCCCUCAGUGCACCUGGAAGUCUCAUUUUCGAGGCCACUGAUGAUGAUCAGCUGUCAUUCCGGGGUCACCAGUUCAUAUUUUCCCUUGGCAGUGAAAGCCUAAAGACAGACUGGGAGGUUUCCAGAAUCAAUGGUACCCAUGCCAGACUCUCUACAAAGCACACAAAUUUUGAGGAGAGGGUUUAUAACAUCUCAGUCCGCAUCAGUGAUAUGGGCCGGCCACCCUUGGAAGGGACUGUCACUUUACCAGUUACUUUCUGUUCAUGUGUGGAAGAAAGGUGUUUCCGGCCAGCACCGAAACAGUCGGGAAUACCCACUGUGGGCAUGGCAGUUGGAAUCCUCCUGACCACCUUUCUGAUCAUUGGGAUAAUUUUAGCAGUCGUGUUUAUCCGCAUGAAGAAGAAUAACAGCAAAGAUAAUGUUGAAAAUGCUCAGGCACCUGAAGCCAGACCCCUGAGAAGCUGAUUUUGAAAGCAAUGUUUAAGUUUAUACAUCAAGUGCUAUUUCAAUAACACAGCAGUUAGUCUCAUAAUUUUACUUUUCAUCCAGCAGAUGAAUAUUUACAGCAGAGGAAUAUUUACAGAUAUUCCUUCUUGCCAUUUAAUUUUAUACUACUUAUAUGUUUCAUGUGCCAUGGACAUUAGAGAGAUUUUCCAUUUUCCCAUGACAUUUUUCCCUUCUGCAAACCCCCAAACCAGAAAUGUCUGUGGUUUUCUCCUUUGGGGAAGGAUGUGCUGAUUAAAUUCCCUGUACAUUUUUUUUUUUCUUCAUCACGAAGAUUUAUCAGUUGUCUACUACAGAACUUCCUGGAUUCCAUUUAUGCUUUUUCUCAUUCCAACCUGUGUUCCCUUCAUCAAUAUCUCCUUUGGUAGAGCUCACUGAAUUUAUAACAUUUGUCAGAGAAAAGAAAAAAGAGCGGCCUCAGGAGGAAAAAAUAAAAGAGCAUCCUUGUCCCUUAGUACCAACAGGAACUCUUCUGUGUUGUUAUUAACUGUCUUUAACCCCGCAUGGCUGAUGGGUGCUCUUUGACUGAAGUUCAUCAACUUGGGGAUUGGGGAUGUAUGGAACAAAGUUAUUGUUUCCACAGAGGCCUCCUUCCCAAACCUCGGUACUGGAGCCAACAGGUGGCUCAAGUCUACUCACUACCCAUCAUGCUAUAUGCUGCAUGUGUCGUCUCUAUUUGUGUAUUAAUAAAACUUUGGUUAUUGUAUAUUUAACAUGUGGAAGAAAAUGAGGAAGCAUGAAAGGAGCAGUGACAAAAGUCAAGAAUAAAUGUUGGUUGUGGUGGUUUUUGUGGCCCUGCUCAGUCUCUUUGGCUGUGUUUUCUGGUUCUUUUCAUCUGUUUAGGGGAUGGACUGCCUAACAACGGUUACCUACUGUUUAUCAAAACUGCCUCCCCUGUAGAAUUAGCACAUGUGGAGAGCCCCACAGUAAAAUAAAAUUCCUUGAUAAUGGAUCCAGGUGUUCUAGGGAAGUAUACCAGAAAUGUUAAAUCCAAGAACCUUAGAAAUGUCAAAGCAUUCUGGACUUGGAGCUAUCCUCCAGCUCCUGAUUUGAACAUGGAAUUUAAACCAUGAUGAACCCAACUGUGAAAGAUGUUCAAGCAGGCUAAGGGCUGGAUUUUUCACAAAUAAUCUUCUUUAUGAUCUGUAUUUUUAAAAGGCAAGAUAAGUAAAUAUCCAGAGUCUGUUUUGAAGUGCUCAGGAUCACUUUCUUCUAUUAUACUGUGCUUCAAACUCUAACCUGACUUUUCACACAGGGCUUAUGGGAAGCUUAAUGGUAAAGGUAUCUCCUAUCUUAGCUCACAUUCAAAGACUAAAAAAAAAAAUCCAAGAGUACCAAAGCAAAUUUACUUUGCAGAUUGUGCCCUAAGCUGAGCAGUAGUGCAACUUUCUCAUCAGCUCUGCAAGUAUUUUACUUGUAUGUUUUUAACCAGUGGGGAACUGUGGUAGGACAUUUAGACCAAUUCAAUUCGCAUUAUUGCUUGUCCUGCUUAUAGCAUUGCUAAGACAGAGGCAGUCCUGAGGCUGC